AUGGUAAAACUAUCAGACCUCCCAAUAUCAGAAAGGAAGCUUCUCAAAAGUACUAAAACAGCUCGAAUAUAUAAUGUUCAAGACAAAUAUGCUGUGAAAUCGCUGGCUACUGAUUAUGUUGUUCCCCCUCAUAAUCCUCGAUAUGAAUUAGCAAUCAUGAAGAAAAUCUUACGAUUAGGAGAUUUCCGCAACGCUCAUCUAAUUGAAUUAUUGGAUCACAGUAAAAGACAAGAUGAAUUGGAAUUAUUGUUGCUUUUUUAUCCUUCUACUUUGGAUGAAUUCAUGAUAAAGAACUACAAACCAAGUUAUGGUAAUGACCUGAAACCAACCAGAAGGAAAUUCAACCCAUAUUACUCACUCACUAAAUCUCCUAUGGAAGAGCAAGAGAUUGAGCCAUAUAAUAUGGUAUACGAGAACUAUUUUGAUAUUAAUCAAUACAGUUACGGUUUCUUCCUCCAGUUAGUGGAAGGUUUAACAUAUUUACAUUCUCAUGGUAUAAUCCAUCGAGAUAUCAAACCGCAAAACAUACUGUUGGAAAUGAAUGGUGAAGACAAUAUUCAGUUGAUAAUUACCGAUUUUGGGAUCUCCUAUGAUGAAACGGAUUCCAAGCAGGUAGUUACUGAACGUCCUGAUGAUAAAAUUACGGAUGUAUCCACUUCAUUUUAUAAAGCGCCUGAAUUGUUAUUUGGUGUCAAGAACUAUAGGUUUGAAGUAGAUAUUUGGGCAUUACUUGUCCUCGUAUCGCAAUGGUUUCAAGUGUCUACCAAUAUAGAGAAUUUUGCACCGGCAAUGUUUGAUGACGGCUCAAAUGUUUUGGAAAGUGGGAGUGAUAUUAGAUUAAUUAUGUCAAUUUUUGAAAAAUUAGGUAUCCCUAGUAUUGAAAAAUGGGAAGAUGUAUCCAGAUACGGCUCUAGAGAUGCGUUUACAGGAAUGUUUGGUGAAGAAGGUGACGGUAACUAUAUACUAGAUCAAAGUGAAGAUAUUCAAAGGAGUAUUGUUCUAGAAAAAUUGAUGCCAAGGUUAAAACAGUUAAUUGAUAGAGAUCAAAGAGAAAAAUUUGUAACUUGUAUCAUGAACAUUGUAUCUUUUGCUUCCGAAAAGAGGUGGAGUUCUCAAAGGAUCUUAGCAGAAUUGAGGAGUUAG
Messenger RNA from Naumovozyma dairenensis CBS 421, 1143 nucleotides. RefSeq names its product cyclin-dependent protein kinase-activating kinase CAK1 (gene CAK1). Gene Ontology annotation, biological process: mitotic DNA damage checkpoint signaling; protein phosphorylation. Gene Ontology annotation, cellular component: nucleus; cytoplasm. Bases 1 to 1143 code for a protein of 380 amino acids. NCBI's taxonomy places the organism in Eukaryota, Fungi, Ascomycota, Saccharomycetes, Saccharomycetales, Saccharomycetaceae. The record is from RefSeq and is a predicted model, not a curated record. The transcript has a single exon. Gene Ontology annotation, molecular function: protein serine/threonine kinase activity; ATP binding.